This is a messenger RNA of Exophiala spinifera, 969 nucleotides long. RefSeq lists its product as uncharacterized. Bases 1 to 969 code for a protein of 322 amino acids. Gene Ontology annotation, biological process: inositol catabolic process. Lineage: Eukaryota; Fungi; Ascomycota; Eurotiomycetes; Chaetothyriales; Herpotrichiellaceae. The record is from RefSeq and is a predicted model, not a curated record. Gene Ontology annotation, molecular function: iron ion binding; inositol oxygenase activity. Gene Ontology annotation, cellular component: cytoplasm. The transcript is spliced from 2 exons.
AUGGCCGACGUACUAGUUCAGCAGCCCAUGCAUAUGCCUCAGUUUCGAACUGACCGUGAUGGUCUUGCUUUUGAGGCACUCUGCGAUGAGAUUGAGGCUGCCGACAUUGCAGCAGAUCAGGCUACCAGGCAGGAUUACAGCGCAAAACAUGACGACUGGGAACCAUCACGAUUCGAUUCGGAGAAAGACAAGACACAAUUUCGCCAGUAUGAAACGGCGUGUGAUAGAGUGAAGGGCUUUUACAAGGAGCAACACACCAAGCAAACAGUGGCAUACAAUCUGAAAGCUCGAAACGAUUUCCAUUCGAAAACCAGAGCUGAGAUGACUAUCUGGGAAGCCAUCGAACGCUUGAACACCUUGAUUGACGAGUCAGACCCUGACACCGAGCUCAGCCAGAUUGAACAUCUCCUCCAGUCGGCCGAGGCUAUGCGUCGUGACGGUCGGCCACGAUGGAUGCAACUUACCGGCUUGAUCCACGACUUGGGCAAGCUUCUAUUUUUCUUCGACGCCCAAGGCCAGUGGGACGUCGUUGGAGACACCUUCCCUGUUGGCUGCGCCUUUGACGACAAGAUCAUCUACGGCAACAAGUCCUUUGUCGAGAAUCCAGACUAUAAUGAUCCAAUAUACAGCACGAAAUAUGGCAUCUACUCUCCAGGUUGUGGCCUUGACCAGGUCAUGCUAUCCUGGGGCCAUGACGAAUACUUGUACCAUGUCGUUAAGGACCAGUCAGUUCUGCCAGAAGAUGCGCUUGCCAUGAUCCGGUACCACAGCUUCUACCCAUGGCACCAGCAGGGUGCCUACCGGGAUCUUAUGAACGAGAAGGACCACAAGAUGCUUCAGGCCGUCAAGAGAUUCAACCCGUACGAUCUCUACAGCAAGAGUGAUGAGAAACCUUCCGUCGAGAAGCUCAAGCCUUACUACCUUGAAUUGAUCGACGAGUACUUCCCGAACAAAGUAAUUAAAUGGUAG